AAAAUGAGUGGGCGUGUUUCUUUAUUCUGAAAGAGGAAACAUCAAAGACCUUCAUAAAGUGAUGACUUCUGUUCACAUUGCACUUCACAUCACAUUUCAGAGACGGACAAGUCCUCACUAUUUGGGACAUGGCACAGACGAUCUAUUUGUUACUGCUUCUGAAGGUUUUAUCACCAGACAAUAAAUCCACGGAAGAGUCUUUAGAACCAAUCCAUAAUUUGACCAGUGAAGGACUCGAUAUCUCUCUCAAACAUUCUCCAUGUCAUAAAAACGCAGUUCAAAAUGCCUCUGCCUCAAAUGGCAUCUGGUCUUGGAGACUUAAAUGCUCUUCUCCCUCACCUAAAAUUGAAGUCGUCCUGACACAGGGCACACAACUGAUAGAAAUGAACGAUUUGUCACGUGACGAGCUCUGCAUUGAGAAAUGUGGUGGUUCUUAUAAGAUUUGUAAAGGCAAAUGCAAAAAAAACGGAAGGGAUUGUAGCUGUCAAUCAUCAGCCGAUCGGAAAAUACACAUCUCUGCAAAUCUCACUACAGUGACGAUAACAUUCGAUAACAUUACUUACCACUACCACAUCAUUAACCAAACUGACCCAGGUCCAUAUGUGAAGUUCUACUCUGAACAAAAAAGUUGGAUUGAUGCCUUGGAGUUCUGCAAAAAAUCGAAAUCCUUCCUGGUUGAAAUCACCAACGAGACAGUGACGAAUAAAACAAUCGAAAUCCUGCUAAAUGAGACACACUUGGAGGAAGGGGUGUGGGUCGGCCUGGAGCGGUCAUUUUUUGGCACUGAGUGGAGGUGGAUUUCAGGAUCAGACACUGGAAGUAUUCAGUGGAACGAUAGCAUCCCCGACAACCACUUAAAGUACCACUGUGGAAAGGUUUUGGUUCCAGGACAAAGAGAAUUAAAGUAUCUGAAUGAAUGCUGCCAUAAAAAAUUACCUUUCAUCUGCCAAAGAAACUUUCCAUUCAUCUGAAUGACCAGUGCAGUGUGACAGUGUAUCCUAUUUUUCUUGUCUCCAGUUUGUUAUUAAAGACCUUGGCUUGCUGCAACAAUCUUGACGUUGAGUCAAGUUUGAAAGGCUUUCCAGCCCAACAGCAUAAAAUUACAUUUCACCUAAUGUGCUACAUCUAUUAUCCACAUACUGUUUUUAUCUACGUAUAUAAAGAAAGUAUAAAGUUCUUUUGAUAAUAACAUUUUAUUAAUACUGGUGUUUUGGACUACACUGUUUUGCCCUGAAUUUUUAUGACGCUUGUUCUGACCUUUACAAACUUAGUUUUCCUUCCAUGUAAAAUCUGAGAGGAUGCAUUGAAAGUAAUGUAAUGCAAGACUUAUGUUUGUUGUCUUUUCUCUCAUUAAAUAAAGCCUAGUUUAUUUCA
Mugil cephalus (flathead mullet) is the source of this 1374-nucleotide messenger RNA. RefSeq lists its product as uncharacterized. The coding region runs from base 129 to 971 and encodes 280 amino acids. The record is from RefSeq and is a predicted model, not a curated record. The transcript is spliced from 6 exons. NCBI's taxonomy places the organism in Eukaryota, Metazoa, Chordata, Actinopteri, Mugiliformes, Mugilidae.